Molecule: messenger RNA, 384 nt
Organism: Funneliformis mosseae
Lineage: Eukaryota; Fungi; Glomeromycota; Glomeromycetes; Glomerales; Glomeraceae
Source: the annotation of a GenBank genome assembly
AUGGAAAAUAGGGAAAAUGAAGCAUCAAAUCAGCCUGUUCCUAUAGAUCCUGUUCUUGUUGAUAUUACAAAUAAAGUUUCAUUACAAGAGGGAUUACAAAACCAUGAAAUAUUAAGAGAAGCUGCUCGACGAGACCUUGAAAAUUAUACUGAGAAAAUGGUUAAACAAAUGAAUAAAGGAAGGAAAAGGUCAAACAACUACGAAAUUGGAGAGUUUAGAUCUCAAUUUGAAAUCAUUAAUAUCUUCUAUUCACCAGGAGAAAUUGAUCCCCUUGGUGUUAACCAAUAUCCAGAACUUGAAACAAUACCUACAAAUACUAUUACUAUCAGAGAGGCUGCACGUCUUCAAACUGGUAUAUGGUAUUUACUUGAGAAAAGUGAAUAA